Messenger RNA from Cokeromyces recurvatus, 522 nucleotides. RefSeq lists its product as uncharacterized. The record is from RefSeq and is a predicted model, not a curated record. NCBI's taxonomy places the organism in Eukaryota, Fungi, Mucoromycota, Mucoromycetes, Mucorales, Mucoraceae. Bases 1 to 423 code for a protein of 140 amino acids. The transcript has 2 exons.
AUGUCAUCUAAUCAAACCUAUCAAUUUGUUAUGGACAAGCACAAUGCCCUCUUGAAUUCCGAGUCUAUUAGCUGUACCCCCAUGGAAGAUGUCCUCCCUUUUCACGCUGAUAAUGAUAUUCAAGAUCUCCAAAUUAGAGUUCAACGUCCUCAGCCCGAUAAUCAGUUACUUACCAGUGCAUCAAUGGAAUGGUCUAAAAAGGAACAACCAUCUCUGGCCAGUCGCCUUUUUAAAACUGGCUACCGCAAAUAUACCGAAGAGCAGAUUAAUAGUCUCCUUUAUAGAUGCUUAGUUGAAGGAGAAAUCGCUGCACAUGUUGCCAGAGAUAUUGGGAUCAAGGAGCGAACUGCACAAGAUUAUGUGCUCAAGGACCAGAAAGCUUGUCGAAGAAGAAAGAAUUGUAGAGAUUACGGAGGUAAAUAGUGACGAAGAACAAGCUGAGCCCACCGUCCCUACUGUACCAAAAGAAAGAAAGUGUGGUAAUCAGAAGCUCUUUAAAGCUCAUACAAAGUUCUUUUUGGA